This is a messenger RNA of Pestalotiopsis fici W106-1, 597 nucleotides long. RefSeq lists its product as uncharacterized. Gene Ontology annotation, biological process: translation. Lineage: Eukaryota; Fungi; Ascomycota; Sordariomycetes; Amphisphaeriales; Sporocadaceae. Gene Ontology annotation, cellular component: mitochondrion; ribosome; small ribosomal subunit. Bases 1 to 597 code for a protein of 198 amino acids. The record is from RefSeq and is a predicted model, not a curated record. The transcript is spliced from 3 exons. Gene Ontology annotation, molecular function: structural constituent of ribosome.
AUGCAGCCUGAGAUCAACAUCAAGACGGGACAAGGCGACAAGGAGGCUCUCCGUCUCCCCCGUGCAGUUCAAGCCGUCUAUCUCCGACCCCUGCGAAGGACGCCCACCUACGGCGUGCCAUCCUGCGACUUGCAACUCCGAUCCUACAGUGUCCCGAACCUCGAGUUCUUCUGCGACUUUGCCCUCCGGGCUGCCUACUACCUGGGUCUCCCAGCCUUCGGCCCCGUGCCGCUGCCCAAGAUUACCGAGCGCUGGACAGUGCCCAAGUCGCAUUUCAUUUUCAAAAAGAGUCAGGAGAACUUUGAGCGUGUGACAAGACGGAGACUUCUUCAGAUCCGCGACGGACACCCUGACACUGUGCAAAUCUGGCUGGCUUUCCUUCAAAAGCACGCAUACUACGGUAUCGGUAUGAAGGCGAACGUCUGGGAGUACAACAAGCUGGAUGUGGGCAAGGAAUUGGACGCCGAUGCUAAGUCCAUGGAGGAGCUUGUCGAGAAGAAGAUGGCGGCGCACCUUGGACGGGACAAGAUUGAGGGUACAGUGCAAAAGGUUCAAGAAUUGCUGGAGAGUGAGAGGUUCAGACAACGGUACAACUAA